UAUUCCCUUGGCUUUAUGCUCAUAUACUCUUUUUUUUUAUUUCUCUUUCACCUUUGCUUCUCCUCAACGUUCGGUAGCCUAAAAGUUAGCCCUAACAAAAUAAAAAUUAAAAAAAGAAAAAGAAAAUAAAAGAGAGAGAGAGAGUUUACAUUUACAAGUAUAGGUAGAUUACAGUUAAAGAGCGGAAAGUGGGUUUAAUGGUUUUUUUCUAGAGAGAGAGAGAGGCAUGAUGGCCACCAAUCCCAUGAACAUAGCUUUGGCCUCUUAUUCUUAUUCUCAGUGUUGAGAGAGAGAGGGUGUGGUAGUGAUUCCAGAUGCUUUGGAAAUGGGGAAAAAUGAACAACAACAACAACAUGUGCAGGAAGAAGGGCAGGUUGAGGCUCCACCCUGUUGUUGGGUCCUUCUUCGACCAUUCAGUUUCAAGUGUCUGUUCCUUCUCCUACUCAGUUUGUCGGCUCUGCUUUCUGCACUCUUUUGGGUUCUUCCUAGACACACCAUCACAUAUAGUUUUGAUGCAAAAGAUGUAAUUAAGCAAAGUGCUUCUGUUCAGACAUCCUUCAGACUGGAAAAACCGGUUUCACAGCUUAUUCCAUAUAUUGAAACAUUACAACAUGAUAUACGUGACGAAAUAGCUCUACCAAAUACAGAGGUGGCUCUCCUGUCCAUGCACCAAAGUAUUACACCUAACUGUACUGACGUGGUGUUUGGUGUUCUCUCUGAUCCAAUGAAUGCUUCAAUAAAUCCAGUGUCCUUGAGUGUGCUGAAGUCAUCUUUAAUUGAACUGUUUCUCAAGCAAAUCAAUCUGACUUUGACAUCAUCAAUAUUUGGGAAUGCAUCAAUAUUUGAGAUCUUGAAGUUUCCUGGAGGGUUAACUGUAAUACCAGUGCAGUCUGCUUAUAUUUGGCAGAUGCCUGAGAUUUUGUUUAAUUUUACUCUUAACAAUUCGAUAUCUGAAGUAUUGGAAAGUUUUGAUGACUUCAAGGAUGAAUUAAAGUUUGGAUUGCAUCUAAACUCUGACGAGAAUGUGUAUGUGCAAAUAACAAAUGCAAAUGGCUCAACGAUAACUCCUCCAGUAGUAGUGCAGGCUUCAGUCAUGGCAGGCUUUGGGAGCCUCUUGCCUCAAAGAUUAAAGCAAUUAGCUCAAACAAUAACAGGUUCCGCUGGCAAAAAUCUUGGCCUUGAUAACUCAGUUUUUGGCAGAGUUAAAGAAGUCAGAUUAUCUUCUUUCUUGAAGAAUACACUACAUGCUUCCUCACCUUCUCCUUCUCCUGCUCCCGCUCCAUCUCCACAGUUAAUUGAUCACUCUGAGCCAUCAACUUCACCACAUCAUGCUAAUCCUUACUCUCCAAUAUCACCAGCAGCUUCCGAGCAACCUCCUUGUUUUGAAUGUGAAGUAUCCUCACCUGCACCUUCUAUGGUGCCUGCGCAUCCUCCAGAUCCCUGUCCAUAUAGUGACUUCCUUCAUCAUCCAAUCCCAUCGCCAAAAUCUUAUUCUAAACCAUCCUUUCCCCCUGAUUAUUCCCCUGCUGCUGCCCCUACCUCAAAUUCUGCCAGCCACACUAGUGAGGAAGCUUCUGAUCUGUCACGUGUAGCCGAGGUGUCCCAUGGAUCCAAGCUUCCGCAGGGUGAAGAGACAUCUAAUAAAUUGGUGUCUCAGCUACUUGCUCCAUCCUCUUUAUCUUCAGCGGGUGGUCAUUUCUGUGGGGAAAUCUUGCUAAUGGGAUUUUGUAUGCUAUUAAUUUCAUUUGUUUUUCUCAAUCAUACCAUGUUUUGAUGAUAUGGAGAUGUUGCCUGAUGAAGGAUCCUGGAGACAUGCAAGGACUACUACAGCCUAAUGAUGCUAUGCAAGUUUUGUUCAGACAAUAGAAGGAAGAAGCUUCCGUCCAAUUUUAAUUUGCCUUAAUUUUACUUCAAGUAUGCAACCACCAUGUAAAGUUCCGGAGGGUAAAGGGUCAAAGCCAGAAAGUUGGCAGGCCUCUCAUCUAGUACUACAUAUUUCUAUGAAGCAUGAAAUUGAUCCCAAAGGGGUCAACUAACAAACAUCAUGAUCAAGAGCAAAAUUGGCUUUCAGAUGUCAGAAGAACCAUCCCUUGUAUUCGAUCAAGUGUAUGAUAUGAUAUGCAAAGAAAUGUGGGUUCUUUGAGCAUCUGAAUCUAUAAAACAACUACACUAAUAUCUAGCAAAGAGAUAAAUUAGGCACACUUGUAUAGCUCUAUGCUUCCCCUUUCUCCCUACUUUUUAAAGAAAAUAAGAAUUCAAAUUCGUCCGUGAAGAAA
Molecule: messenger RNA, 2276 nt
Organism: Glycine soja
Lineage: Eukaryota; Viridiplantae; Streptophyta; Magnoliopsida; Fabales; Fabaceae
Exons: 5
Coding region: 326-1774 (482 amino acids)
Source: RefSeq, a predicted model, not a curated record